Molecule: messenger RNA, 824 nt
Organism: Triticum dicoccoides
Lineage: Eukaryota; Viridiplantae; Streptophyta; Magnoliopsida; Poales; Poaceae
Product: 60S ribosomal protein L14-1-like
Exons: 4
Coding region: 127-615 (162 amino acids)
Biological process (GO): ribosomal large subunit biogenesis; translation
Cellular component (GO): ribosome; cytosolic large ribosomal subunit
Molecular function (GO): structural constituent of ribosome; RNA binding
Source: RefSeq, a predicted model, not a curated record
GCUCACCGGGACUUGCACGCUGCCUUUAUAAUCCGCUCUCGCUGCCGAACCCUAGCUCCUCUUGCCUUUCUGCCCGCCCACCCGUCUCCUCGCCUCGCCGUCUCGCCCCACGCCGCCGCCGCAAAGAUGCCGUUCAAGAGGUUCGUCGAGAUCGGGCGCGUGGCCCUGGUGAACUACGGCAAGGACUACGGCCGCCUCGUCGUCAUCGUCGACGUCGUCGACCAGAACCGGGCACUUGUGGAUGCUCCUGAUAUGGUCAGGUGCCAGAUGAACUUCAAGCGUCUUUCGCUGACCGACAUCAAGAUUGACAUCAAGCGUAUCCCUAAGAAGGCAACUUUGAUCAAGGCCAUGGAGGAAGCAGAUGUGAAAACCAAAUGGGAGAACAGCUCAUGGGGUAAGAAGCUUGUUGUCCAGAAGAGAAGAGCAUCGCUGAAUGACUUUGACAGGUUCAAGGUCAUGUUGGCUAAGAUUAAGGUGAGGCAUUUCACUACCAUCUGGUUUAUUAGUGUAGGGCAUGCCUUUUUCACCUGCUUAACCUGUCAUUUUUCAUAUGAACAGAGGGGUGGUGCUAUCAGGCAAGAGCUUGCCAAGCUCAAGAAGGAGGUUGCUGCUUAGAAUAUCCUAGUGGAUGGCAUGUUGAGUUUUUUGUUCCAAGUUGGAUCUGCUCUAUGUUCCAGUGUUCUUAAAGCCAGAAUUAGUACAACUGUUUUCAGCGAACUAUUUCAUAUUUUGUCAUGGCUGUUAUUGAAUACCCAAGCUAGUUUGCUACAGAUGUGCCUCUUGCCUUAUUCAUAUGUGAUAUGUUGCCCGGUUCUCUGUUUUUA